This is a messenger RNA of Symbiodinium necroappetens, 528 nucleotides long. Lineage: Eukaryota; Dinophyceae; Suessiales; Symbiodiniaceae. The record is from the annotation of a GenBank genome assembly.
AUGUCCCUCAUGAGGGCAGUGACCAAAGGCCGGAUGCUGGCCAUCUCCAGGCUUCCAUCAGCAGCUGCGGCCCGUACCAGCGCUUUCAUCCCCUCAACGCCCGAUGAGUGGGAAGCUGCAGGCUAUGAGGUCUCCAAGAAGAAUGGGGCACCGAAGAUUGUUUCACCUUGGAACAAGUGGUUCCCAUACGAGCCCGUGCCCUACUCGCCGAAGUUGGGCCCGUACAUCACGCAUGUAGAGAAGGACCAUGUCUAUUACUGGUGCUCCUGCGGCGAGUCGGCUCACGAGUCACAGCCAUGGUGUGACCAAGUCGGAUGCAAGGACACGAAGUUUCAUCCUGUGGUCUUUAUCCCCACCGAGUCCGGCAAGCAGUGGUUCUGCGGCUCGAAGCACACUCCCAGCAGGCCAAUCUUCAACGGAACCUGCUGGACAGUCUGGAUGGACGUGAACACGCUCCCGGCAGCAGGACUCUGCUUCGGCAUCUCCUUCGUCACUGGGGUGCUUACCACCUGGAUGGUGCAUCCAUGA